Molecule: messenger RNA, 2739 nt
Organism: Hypoxylon fragiforme
Lineage: Eukaryota; Fungi; Ascomycota; Sordariomycetes; Xylariales; Hypoxylaceae
Exons: 2
Coding region: 1-2739 (912 amino acids)
Cellular component (GO): actomyosin contractile ring; cell cortex of growing cell tip
Molecular function (GO): MAP kinase scaffold activity
Source: RefSeq, a predicted model, not a curated record
AUGAAUACUCGAAAUGCGCCGCUUUCACCAGUCUCUGUAGGCGCUCCCAGCGAUUGGUCCGGCAUCAGUAAAUACCAGAAUCCCAACGACGGUCCCUAUCCCAAUAAUCGAGGUCCUGCCUCUCCACCAGAUUCGAACAGUUCUAGCGGGAACAUGAAUGGCUUCCCAACUGGCCCCAGGAGCGGAAGUGUCGGUGCUCCCUCGCCACCGCCUUCCGUUGGACGCUCCAGUACCUAUGCCAGAAGUGAGAGUGGGAAAAGUAUUCGCGAAGAAAAUGAGCAAGUCUUAGGAGAGCAUUACAUCGCCCUUCAGAGAUACCUAUCCUCAACAUCCAAGGAUGGCCGGGCAGCUCCACCUCCCAAUAAGGCACGAGAUAAACUAUUGCGCUUGUCAUCGGUACAGUUUCUUGAGUUGUCUACAGAUGUCUUUGACGAAUUGAUGCGACGACAAGCCUAUAGCCGCAGGCCACCGAAUGCACCUCCCAAUGUCGGACCACCGACCUACCUUCUCCCCGAAGAUACCUUCCACCCAAAGCGAAACCAAGCACGUCAGAAGCUAUCGACUCUCGGUUCUCCGCGAUUCAGGGAUUUGGCGACAGAUGUAUUCUGCGAGUUGGAAAGACGCAUUCCUCGAUUCAUUGCUGGCGAUGUCCCUCGGAUGAGCAACCCAGGCCUACCCUCAAGUCGGGCUGGCACACCUAUAAGCAUGGGCCCUAGAGGUAUGCGACGGCCGUCUGACGCGAGUUCUAUUCGGUCAGGUAUAGCGAGAAUGCCGAAUGAUUAUCCCAUACCGCCAUCACCUGGUCUUGGGAAUGGCAACUUUGACCGACCACUUCCGAAACAAUUCCAGAGCAACACAAUCGUGCCUAACAAGAGUACAAUGGUGGAAGAAGACGACGACGGGCUAGCUUCCAACGAUGACAGCGACGCAUUUCGACAGAAUAACCGUGGAAGCAAGAGAAGCAUGGGCACAAGUGGUGGCGCAUCAGAAGUCGAUAAACGGCUUAUUGAUGACUACCAAAACCAAGUGCGAGAACUGCGAGACAAGUUGGACGGAAUGGAGGAUCAACUCAAGAAGAAAGAUGACGAGCUUCAUCAAGUAAUAGACGGCCAACAAUCUCGUGCUAAUGCGUCGGAUCUUGAAAAACAGGAGUUUGAUGAUGUGCGGACUGGUCUUGAGAACCAAUUAGCGGAAGCGCAAAGUCUUAACGACUCACUACGAGAUGAGCUUGACCGCAUGCGGGAUGACCAUGCCGCAGAAAUGCGGAAGUGGAGGGAGGAUCUUGAAGAUUCUCAGAACAACCGGAAAAUGGUGGGUGGAGAUUCUGACCUCUCGAGAGAGAAUGAAGAAUUGCGCAUGGCUCUUGAAGAGCAACAGCAAGUGACGGAAAGCGUUCGACGAGAAGCUCGGCAAUUCCUUGAGGAAAUGAAGGUGCUUUCAGAACAACACAACCCUUCUUGGGAAAGGCAAGAGGAGCUAGAGAAGACGGUUGAGCGGUUAGAGCAAGAAGUUCGUGACUGGCGAAACCGUUACGCGCGUACCAAGACGCAACUCCGAAACAUGCGUGCUACAUCGAUGGGUUUAACAAUCGAGCAAGACGCCGGCAAAUAUGUCCGAGACAAGGGCUUUACAGAAGAAAAUGGUCUUGUGAAGGACGUACACGUUACCAAAUUCCAAAUCGCUAUCGACGAAUUAUUGCAAACAGCCCGGAACGAGGAUCCCGACAAAGUCAUCGACUCUAUGAAAGCAGUGGUUGUCGGUAUCCGUCGUAUAACCAAAGACAUUGACGAGUCGCGACCAAGUGAUGGAGAUGUGGUUCAACAACAGCAGAAGCUAAAGAGUCGGGUCUCUGCCACCGCCAACAACCUCAUCACCGCGUCUAAAAACUUCGCAUCUGGAGCCGGUAUCUCUCCGGUUUCCUUGCUUGACGCGGCUGCCUCUCAUCUCGUUGCGGCUCUGGUUGAACUCUUACGAACUGUGAAGAUACGCGCCACACCAGCAGGUCAACUGGAAGACGACGAUGACGGUACGAUUACGCCUGUCGACUCAACCGGAUUCUUCUCGAAUCGCACCACGACGACGCAGCAGGACGCCUUCUUGAAAUCGCAAGAGUCCCCCCUCGUGCCACCUCCGGCAUUCCAAGGUCUUCGCACGGGUAUGCGUGAUAGUGCCAACUCUUCCGCUUACAGUCAUAGUCCUGUCGGUUCACCGAGGGAAUCUAGUGAUCGAUACAACUCCGGGAGGCCGACGUCUCGACCUGGCGGCAUAAAUGGAAUGGCUUACAUGGGCCUCACUAAGAACAUGUCCUUGCCUCCGAAUGGCCGACUAGACGCCAAAACUGAAGAUUUGAAAAUCUACCUGGAAGACCAGACGGAAAUCAUGGUACAAACCAUACAAGGGUUAGUAAGCUCCAUCCGUGGUGACGCGCCCAUCCAGCAGAUCAACGACGAGAUCACUUCGAUAGCCGACGUGGUUGGCAAGGUUGUGGAACAGACCGAAGCCAACGGCAACGGUGGUGACAUGACGGACCGAUUAAACGACUGCCGUCAACGGCUGCUCGAAGCAGGCGAACAGGGCAAAGACCUUGCAGCUCGUGGACUUGGGGAAAGUGAUCGAGAAUGGCGCAUGUGGACUCAAACGUUGCCACCUAUCGCCUUUGAAAUCGUUCGAGAGACCAAAGAGCUGGUGCAAAGAAUCGAUCGUCUAGUUUUGUCGCCAAUCCCAGAUGAUUUCUCGUAG